Molecule: messenger RNA, 2030 nt
Organism: Papaver somniferum (opium poppy)
Lineage: Eukaryota; Viridiplantae; Streptophyta; Magnoliopsida; Ranunculales; Papaveraceae
Exons: 2
Coding region: 237-1490 (417 amino acids)
Biological process (GO): ubiquitin-dependent protein catabolic process
Cellular component (GO): endoplasmic reticulum
Molecular function (GO): ubiquitin-like protein conjugating enzyme binding; ubiquitin protein ligase activity; metal ion binding
Source: RefSeq, a predicted model, not a curated record
UGCUAAACUAAACAAAACAAGGAGAUCUUUUUAAGUUAAAAGACACCUGCCAUUGAAAAGAAAUUCCCAUACAAUAAAUAUCCAAAAGAAUCUAAAACAUGAUAUAUGGUGGUGGUGGUGGUGGUGGUGGUGGUGGUGAGAAAACAAACCAAUACUAAUGAAACCCUAAAUUUGAUCCCAAAUCUACACCCGACGGAUCAUUUUUCAGGGUUUGUUUGGGGAUAUUCAUUAGUCAAAUGGAGAAUAAUGAAAGAGAAAAUUCGACAGAUUUUGAUCUAAAUCUUGAUACAUUUGGAUUACCAGCUGAACUUGAAGAUAAUUUGUAUUACUCAUUAAGAGGUGGACAUAAUCCAAUCCAAGGAGUAUCUCCUAGACCUAGGAAUCGAUGGAGAAGGAGAAGACCAAGUAUUACUUCUUCUGAAACUAGAAAUUUUUCAUUGGAUUUCAUUGUAAACCCUAGUUCUGCUAGUGAGAGAGUGUCUCAAGUUGGUGAAGGAAGUUUAGGUGUUACUGACACUGAUGAGAGAACAGCUGAGAGCAGUAAAGCAGGGAAAGGUCUUGCUGUUGAUCUUUUGGGUAAUGAAUUGAAUAAGGAUGAGGAUAAGGAGAAGAAUAAUGAGGAUGAAAUGAGUUUCUUUGAUUGUAAUAUAUGUUUCGGAAUGGCGAAUGAGCCAGUUAUUACCUUUUGCGGUCAUUUGUUUUGUUGGCCAUGUUUGUAUCAGUGGCUUCAUGUUUAUUCUAAGGUUAAAUUAUGCCCUGUGUGUCAGACAGAACUCACUGAUGCCAAUAUAACCCCAAUUUAUGGACGUGGAAAUAAUGUAGAAGAUUCAAAGAUGAAACAGAAAGUGGGUGUUCCUCCUAGGCCUCAAGCUCGACGUGUCGAAAGCUUUAGACAGAGUAUUCAAAGAGCUGUUUCUUCUUCUUUUCAAAUUGAGGAAAUGAUUCAGAGAAUUGGUCGGAGAUUUGAUGUUGCAAGGGGUAGAACACCUCCACAAGAUGUUGGUGGUUCUCUUGAAUUGAUCGAUAGAGCUGAUUUUCUUGCUAAUCAGAUUCUUGCAUCAGGUGGCAUUCACCGAGAAGGUUAUAGAAGGAAUAUACUUUUAGAACAAAGUCUUUUGGAAGCACAGGACGAUGUUGUAGAUGUGGUUAGCUCUGAGGCCGAGGGUACCAAUCCUAGACCUCCUCUAUCACCUCCCUCGCGGCAUUCGCAGACGGCUGCUUCAGUUGUUCGUCUUUCAUCAGCAUUAAGUUCUCAUGAGAGGGUGUUUCAUUCAUUUCUUCUUAAUCAGCACAUGAGAAGGCACCAUGCUCGUUCUCCACCUUUGGAGAAUUGGAGUUCUCUUUCAAGCAUUUCUUCCUCAGUAGUACAGAGAGGGGGUGGGGAUGCAGAGAUUGAUUUGGUAGUGCCGGUGUCUUCUUCUGAUGCUUCAAGGGCAUCAAUUGUGGACACCGAACUUUUUCGUGCAAUAAGAAGGAGAAGAUUAAACUGAUCCACUGUCUAACGGGGAAUAAGGAUUUCCUUUUUGGUAUUUCUUCCUCAAAGUACAGAUAGUGGAUGCGGCCGCAGUGAUUGAUUUGGUAUUGCCCAGAGUCUUAUCUGAUGCUUCAAAGGCUUCAUGUGUGGCCAGUGAAAAUGUUCGUGCAUAAAGAAGGAGCAGAUCAAACUGCUAUGAACCUAAGAUUACUUCCAACUAUCGCUAUUAUUUAUUGCUUCAAAUUAAGGUGGAUUAACCUACAUGUUAGCGAGAAGUCAUGUGAGUUCCAACAUCUCAUAUGGGAAUAUUUCUCUUCGAUCAGCCAUGUAUUUCAGAGUUUAUGUUUCCGUAUACUGAUUAUCAUCUUUUUCUGCUCUGUUAAAGUGCCUAUCAACAGCUUGUUCAUGUUCUUUGCUUAGCACUAUUGGUUAUCAAAUGAUGGGUGAGUCUUGUACAUUUCCCUGCAACUUUCAUAUGUAAUGUUUCUUUUCUCUUUCAGUAAUGCACUUAUUCAUUGAACCAUUGGUGUUUCACUUACAAAUAUUUUUGGCCUCA